UUUUCAUCCCGUGGGCAGAGGGACAACCAGGAACUCUGGCUCAGUCUCCACCCCAGGACGGGGCGGGUCCUGUCGGCCCGAACGAGGGUGUGGCAGCCGCAGUAGGCUCACAGCCGGUCUCCGCGCGGGAGGAACUUCUGCCGAGGUGACUGAACUCCCAACGUGACCUACAGCCAUGGCCACCAAAGGGGGAACUGUGAAAGCUGCUUCAGGAUUCAAUGCAGUUGAAGAUGCCCAGACCCUGAGGAAGGCCAUGAAGGGACUUGGUACCGAUGAAGAUGCCAUUAUUGGAGUCCUGGCCUACCGCAACACUGCCCAACGUCAGGAAAUUAGGACUGCUUACAAGAGCAACAUCGGCAGGGACCUGAUGGAUGACUUGAAAUCAGAGCUGAGCAGCAACUUUGAGGAGGUGAUUUUGGGGAUGAUGACACCCACGGUGCUGUACGAUGUGCAGGAGCUGCGGAAAGCCAUGAAGGGGGCUGGCACAGAUGAGGGCUGCCUGAUUGAGAUCCUGGCUUCUCGUACCCCUGAGGAGAUCCGUCGCAUCAACCAGACAUACCAGCAGCAAUAUGGAAGAAGCCUUGAAGAGGACAUCUGCUCUGACACAUCCUUCAUGUUCCAGCGAGUACUGGUGUCCCUGUCAGCGGGUGGCAGGGAUGAAGGGAAUUACCUGGAUGAUGCGCUUAUGAGGCAGGACGCCCAGGACCUGUUUGAGGCUGGAGAGAAGAGAUGGGGGACAGACGAGGUGAAGUUCCUAAGCAUCCUCUGCUCCCGGAACCGGAACCAUCUGCUGCACGUGUUUGAUGAAUACAAAAGGAUCUCCCAGAAGGACAUCGAGCAGAGUAUUAAAUCUGAGACAUCGGGGAGCUUUGAAGAUGCCCUGCUGGCUAUAGUGAAGUGCAUAAGGAACAAACCUGCAUAUUUUGCUGAAAGGCUUUAUAAAUCCAUGAAGGGCUUAGGCACUGAUGACAGCACCCUCAUCAGAGUGAUGGUUUCUCGAGCAGAGAUUGACAUGCUGGACAUCCGGGCUAACUUCAAGAGGCUCUAUGGGAAGUCUUUGUACUCUUUCAUCAAGGGCGACACUUCCGGAGACUACAGAAAAGUUCUCCUCAUUCUUUGCGGAGGAGAUGAUUAAAACAAGACCCAGGACAGAAGGCUUAUUAACGCUGAUUUUUUUAAACUUCAUUUUUCUGCACUGCUAUUAACAUUAUCUCAAAUGCUUAUUUCCAAUUAAAACGCCUCCAGUUGCCUCCUAUGAUCUAGGCUGUGUUAUUAUCGUCUAUAAUUAGUCAUUUUGAUGCCUUAAACCUGUACUUUCAAAGCUUUUAAGACCUAAAUAGAGAUUUAGAAUUAGAAAUUAAAAUGUUCUCCAUGUCUGUAACAGAUUAUUUCCUCAUUUGUGUUUUGCGGAGAUUGGAUGCACUGAUUCCUUUUGGAUUUUCUUUUCAGUAAGAAUUUUACAGGACAGAAGUAUUCUCUUCCCUGGGCAGCCAAUCAUUUCUUCAUGUGGGAGCCUGGGCAUCUGUUACUGAUAAUUUUCACCCGAUUUCCUAUUUUGCACAGCUGUGGAUUGAAGUUCCCAUGAGCCUCCUUUCUUUGACUAUAUCCAUCAUGUUAACUGCUAAGUACUGUGUUUGGUGUGGCAGGCUUCGUGUCCCCUUGCACUGAGACCACCUUCUCCCCAAGAAAUGUAGCAAAAUCACCAACUCUGCAAACAAGUUCAAUCUCAAGAGUGGCUGAGUGGAGCCCAGGAGUCUGGGCGUCACACACCAAGCACUGCACAGUCUUAGGGCUCCUGUCCCAACCUUGCUCAAAGGUGAUGGGAAAGAGCAAGACUCGGAUGAGGUUCUGGUUCACAAUGCUUUGGGUUGUGGCUAACCUAAGGGAAUUUUUUCUUCAGUUAAAAAUAAUCUCUUUAGAUUGUUGAUUUGAUUCCCACUGUGCCUUUUUGAUCCUGCAAUCAUUCAGACAUGGUGCUUGCAUGUAAUCAUGAAAUUUGGUUUGUAUACAACCUGAGAAAUUUUUAAUUAAAAAACAGUGACUUUA
Molecule: messenger RNA, 2046 nt
Organism: Chionomys nivalis (European snow vole)
Lineage: Eukaryota; Metazoa; Chordata; Mammalia; Rodentia; Cricetidae
Gene: Anxa4
Product: annexin A4
Exons: 13
Coding region: 176-1135 (319 amino acids)
Cellular component (GO): cytoplasm
Molecular function (GO): calcium-dependent phospholipid binding; calcium ion binding
Source: RefSeq, a predicted model, not a curated record